AUGAAAUCAAUAUCAACAGAUGCAUCUCGAGUCCUGAUACGCCAGGCCGAGUCACCUCAGGACCUCGCCGCCGUCAUCAAGUGCUUCCACACGUACACCGAAUGGCUCGACGAAGAUCUCUCGCAUCAAAACUAUGCAUCGGAGCUAGCCGGACUGCCAGGAAAGUACGCGCCGCCAACAGGCUCCCUGUUGCUAGCUGUGGACUCCGAGUCGGGAGCCGCCUUGGGCUGCGUUGCCUUAAGACCGCUGGAGCUCCCCUUGAAUCAUCCAAAAGCCAGGCCGGGGCAUCGAUGCGCCGAAAUGAAGCGAUUGUUUGUGUAUCCUGAAGCUCGAGGGAGACAGGUGGCGCGAAGACUGCUCUUGGAGUUGCUGCGGCGAGCGAAAGAACAAGGGUAUAGAGAGGUGCUUUUGGACAGCCUGGCAAGGAUGGAGGCAGCCAUCAAUCUGUACAAGUCGGAGGGGUUUGUUGAGGCAGAGGCGUAUAAUAACAGCCCGUAUCAGGGCACUGUAUAUUUAGCGAAGGAGUUGUAUUAA
Messenger RNA from Beauveria bassiana ARSEF 2860, 534 nucleotides. RefSeq names its product putative acetyltransferase. The record is from RefSeq and is a predicted model, not a curated record. Bases 1 to 534 code for a protein of 177 amino acids. NCBI's taxonomy places the organism in Eukaryota, Fungi, Ascomycota, Sordariomycetes, Hypocreales, Cordycipitaceae. The transcript has a single exon. Gene Ontology annotation, molecular function: acyltransferase activity, transferring groups other than amino-acyl groups.